Molecule: messenger RNA, 1311 nt
Organism: Lipotes vexillifer (Yangtze River dolphin)
Lineage: Eukaryota; Metazoa; Chordata; Mammalia; Artiodactyla; Lipotidae
Gene: GLB1
Product: galactosidase beta 1
Exons: 12
Biological process (GO): carbohydrate metabolic process
Molecular function (GO): hydrolase activity, hydrolyzing O-glycosyl compounds
Source: RefSeq, a predicted model, not a curated record
CCAGGCCGCAGGUCCUCAGUCAAGUGACACCCGGCGGCUGCCCGGGCGCUGACAGUGGAGCCAGGAGGCCGGAGGGUGGAUAUGCCGGGGGUCGUUCGCAUCCUCUCCCUGCUGCUGGUGCCGCUGCUGCUGGGCUCUGCGCGUGGCUUGCACAACGCCUCCCAGCGGACUUUCGAGAUCGAUUACGGCCACAACUGCUUCCUCAAGGAUGGCCAGCCCUUCCGCUACAUCUCGGGAAGCAUUCACUAUUUCCGCGUGCCCCGUUUCUACUGGAAGGACCGGCUGCUGAAGAUGAAGAUGGCUGGGCUGAAUGCCAUCCAGACGUACGUGGCCUGGAACUUCCAUGAGCCCCAGCCAGGACAGUACGAAUUCACUGGGGACCAUGACGUGGAGCAUUUUAUUCAGCUGGCACAUGAGCUGGGACUGCUGGUCAUCCUGAGGCCUGGACCUUACAUCUGUGCGGAGUGGGACAUGGGAGGAUUACCUGCUUGGCUACUAGAGAAAGAAUCUAUUGUUCUCCGUUCUUGUGAUCCAGAUUACCUUGCAGCUGUGGACAAGUGGUUGGGAAUCCUUCUGCCCAAGAUGAGGCCCCUGCUCUAUCAGAAUGGAGGGCCGAUUAUAACAGUGCAGGUUGAAAAUGAAUAUGGCAGCUACUAUACCUGUGAUUACAACUACCUGCGUUUCCUGCAGAAGCGUUUCCACUACCACCUGGGUGAGGACGUGCUUCUGUUCACCACGGACGGGGUGCAUGAGAGUCUCCUGCAGUGCGGGGCACUGCAGGGGCUCUAUGCCACCGUGGACUUCGGAGCAGAUGUCAACAUCACAGCUGCUUUCCUAAUCCAGAGGAAGAGUGAACCCCAAGGACCCUUGGUCAAUUCUGAAUUCUACACUGGCUGGUUAGACCAUUGGGGCCAACCUCACUCAACAGUCAAGACUAAAGCGGUGGCUUCCUCCCUUCACGAUAUUCUUUCCCGAGGGGCCAGUGUGAACAUGUACAUGUUUAUAGGUGGCACCAAUUUUGCCUAUUGGAAUGGGGCCAACACGCCCUACCAAGCACAGCCCACCAGCUACGACUAUGAUGCCCCACUGAGCGAGGCCGGGGACCUCAGUGAGAAGUAUUUUGCUGUGCGGGACGUUAUUCAGCAGUUUGAAAAAGUACCUGAAGGCCCUAUCCCUCCGUCCACACCGAAGUUUGCAUAUGGAAAAGUUGGUCUGAAAAAGUUAAAGACAGUGGAGGAGGCUCUCGACAUUCUGUGUCCCUCUGGACCCGUAAAAAGCGUUUAUCCCUUGACAUUUAUCCAGGUGAAACAG